AUGUGUCUCUUAAACUACUUGCAUUUAAACAAUACAGUUCCAGAUGGACAGUUUAUCCGAGGCAAGCCUAAUAGAUUUGGCUGUAAGUUGUGGUCUCUUUGUGGAGCAAGUGGCUAUUGUUUCAAAUUUGAUUUAUACUGUGGAAAGGAUCCAGAAGAUACUGCAAGGGAUGACCUACUAUUGGGAUCAAGACAACUGGGACUGCCAGAGAGAAUCGAGUCGCUGACUGUCCACUAUGAACUGAAAAAGACAGUUCGAGGAAACUAUGACUACCAGUUCGACAGGAAUGGUGAAGACUUAUUUGUUCGAUGGCACGACAACAGAUGUGUUUACAAUGAUACAAAUUUUCACCAAGUUGAAAGUUUGGGAGCAGCUACGCGGUACAGUAGACAAGAAAGUAAGAAGACACAAGUGCAACAACCUGCCGUUUUGAAGGUGUAUAACGCGUACAUGGGAGGUGUUGACCACCAUGACCGACUAGCACAUGGGAAAAAUGCACAGGAUUUACUGGAUUUCAGAUGUGCUGUUACAGUUACAUACCUGAAAUUGGACUGUGGAAGACCAAAUAUUAGACGUCCAAUGGAAUACCCAUCAAGUCAAUUGAGAGUGAUACCAGACAUCAGAUUUGAUGGAAUUGGUCAUAUGAUUGACAAAAGAAGCACGCAAACAAGAUGUGUAAAAGCUAAAUGCAAUGGGAAACCAAAAACAUAUUGUGUUAAAUGUCUUGUAACACUGUGUGUGAAGUCGAUUGUACCAUUUCACAAGAAAUAA
Messenger RNA from Schistocerca piceifrons (Central American locust), 771 nucleotides. Its product is annotated as piggyBac transposable element-derived protein 3-like. Lineage: Eukaryota; Metazoa; Arthropoda; Insecta; Orthoptera; Acrididae. The transcript is spliced from 4 exons. The coding region runs from base 1 to 771 and encodes 256 amino acids. The record is from RefSeq and is a predicted model, not a curated record.